AAAAAAAAAAAAAAACAAAAACAAAAAAAUGGAACAUUUUCAAUCUCACAGGGCCCAAGUUGUAACUGUAGCUGUUGCCUUGGCUGCCGUUGGUGCUGCUACUGCUUAUUAUCUUUAUGUUUCGAAGAAACCCAGAAAAGCUUGCUUGGGUCCCGAAGAAUUCAAGGAAUUCAAACUCGUUAAACGCACUCAACUCAGUCACAAUGUGGCCAAGUUUAAGUUUGCUUUUCCUUCACCAACAUCAGUCUUGGGGCUUCCAAUUGGACAACAUAUGAGUUGCAGAGGAAAGGAUCAGAAUGGUGAAGAUGUUAUCAAGGCAUAUACUCCAACAACUUUGGAUUCAGAUUUAGGGUACUUUGAACUAGUCAUAAAGAUGUAUCCUCAAGGAAGGAUGUCCCACCACUUCCGGGAGAUGCGUGAAGGAGAUUCUUUGUCUGUGAAGGGACCCAAGGGACGCUUCAAGUAUCAACCUGGCCAAGUUAAAGCAUUUGGCAUGCUGGCUGGGGGCACUGGCAUCACUCCGAUGUUCCAGGUUGCUAGAGCCAUAUUAGAAAACCCAAAUGACAAGACUAACAUUCAUCUUAUUUAUGCCAAUGUUGCUUACGAGGACAUCCUGUUAAAGGAAGAGCUCGAUGAGCUCACCAGUAGAUUUCCCUAUCGUAUCUCCGUCUACUAUGUUCUGAAUCAGCCACCUGAAGGAUGGGAUGGCGGUGUAGGGUUCAUAUCCAAGGAAAUGAUUCAAGCCCAUUGCCCUGCCCCUGCUGAAGAUAUUAAGAUUUUGAGGUGCGGACCGCCUCCAAUGAACAAGGCAAUGGCCGCCAAUCUUGAAGCUCUCGGAUACUCUCCCGAAAUGCAAUUCCAGUUUUAAGUCUCCAUUCUUAUGUCUUAGCCUGCAAUUUUUUUAAAAUGAAUCACCGAAGGAAAUUUCAGUCC
Messenger RNA from Hibiscus syriacus, 933 nucleotides. RefSeq names its product NADH--cytochrome b5 reductase 1-like. The record is from RefSeq and is a predicted model, not a curated record. The transcript has 9 exons. Gene Ontology annotation, biological process: electron transport chain. NCBI's taxonomy places the organism in Eukaryota, Viridiplantae, Streptophyta, Magnoliopsida, Malvales, Malvaceae. Bases 29 to 868 code for a protein of 279 amino acids. Gene Ontology annotation, molecular function: cytochrome-b5 reductase activity, acting on NAD(P)H.